UAACGUCUUUUUUUUUUCUGCUCUGGCUCGUCUCGGUCCUGUGAAACUGACACCGGACUUUGUUGGACCGGACCAGGAGCAGACACAGCAUCAUCACACAGAGCCUGCAUGUCAGCAGCGGAUCUGCUGGGUCCGUGUCCUCACAGAUGAGGGCUCAGACCCUGGGGUCCGGGACCAUGCUGCACGUCGCAGCCGAAGCGUUCCGGGCCAAGAAGUUCGAGCUGGCCGCGGAGAUCUACGAGUGUCAGCUGGCGGGGCUGGGAGACCCGGGAGCCCGGCUGGAGCUCAUGGUCCGGCGGGCAGACGCGCUCGCCUACGGGGGCAAACUCCCGGAAGCCCUGGCGGUGUACCGCCAAGCCUCGGAGACGGAGCGGCUGCAGCCCCGGCACCUGGACAAGCUCAUAGACUACCUGUCCACCCGGGUCCGGACCCCGCGGGGCCGCGGCGGGGGCAGGGCGCUGCGCUCCGGUUUCGGGGACUUGUCGUGCGGCUUGUGUCUGAGCUUCCUGCUGGAGCCCGUCACCCUGCCGUGCGGACACAGCUUCUGUAGGAGGUGCCUGGACCGGGACCGGGACCGGGGACAGCCCGUCCUCUGCAGGGACUGCGGGGACAGCUGCAAGGGGGUCCAGAGCUUCAGGGUCAACGUGGUCCUCGGUCACCUGCUGGCCAAGUGGUUCCCGACCUGGUACCGGGCCAGCCGGCUGAGGCGGGAGGGCAACGGGCUGUACGCGGAGAGGAGGCUGGAGGCAGCGCUGGAGACCUACAACCAGGCCAUCCUGAUCGCCCCCACAGACCACAUCCUGUUCAGUAACCGGUCUCAGAUCCAGUCCAGUCUGAAGCAUCAUGAGAAGGCUCUGAUGGAUGCAGAGACAGCCUGCAGACUCAUGCCCCUCUGGUCCAAGGGUCAUGUUCGGAAGGCUCAGGCCCUGGUGUCGUUCGGCAGGACUGAGGAGGCUCUGAGAGAGUACCUGAUCUGUCUGUCUGUAGAGCCCGACUGUAGGCUGGCUAAAACAGAGGCUCACAAGCUCCUCAGUGAGAUUCUGGCUCCCGCCACAGACCAGGUCCCUGAACACAUCUCAGACUGCUCCAACAUCCUGUCUUCCAGAGCGCACAUCAAAAGCAGCAUCAGUUCUUCCAUCCAGACCCCCAGUCCUGGACUGUUGUCCUCAGAGCCCACUCUCUCUGCACCUGAGCGGUCAGACGGGAGUCUGGAAAACACUGAACCCAAAACGAUCCGUGACUGUCUCCUCCUGAAACGGAAACGAAGGAGCAUAGAGGAGGAGGAACAGGGACACCAGAAGAAAUCAAAGACAGAACCAGAACCUGGGUCAGAUUCUUUGAGCUUCGUGUCCACUGACCUCAUGGACCCGAUAGAUGUGGAGUGUUCUCUGUGUAUGAGGCUGUUCUACGAGCCGGUGACGACGCCAUGCGGUCACACAUUCUGCCUGAAGUGUCUGGAGAGGUGUCUGGACCACAACCCCAAGUGUCCCCUCUGUAAAGAAGAGCUGUCUGAGUACCUGGUCCAGAGGCAGUGCUGUAAGACGGUAGUGAUGGAGAAGCUGAUAUCCAAGUAUCUUCCCUCUGAGUUCAUGGAAAGACAGAGAAUCCACCUGGAGGAGAUGGCUGAACUUUCCAACCUUAACAAGAACGUGCCUGUGUUCGUGUGCACCAUGGCCUUCCCCACUGUGCCCUGUCCUCUCCAUAUCUUCGAGCCCUGCUACAGACUGAUGGUCCGCAGGUGCAUGGAGACGGGAACCAACUGCUUUGGCAUGUGUCUGGAGGACGGCCUCAAAGGGUUUGCAGACUACGGCUGCCUGUUGGAGAUCCGUGAUGUCAAAUUCUUUUCCGAUGGCCGAUCAGUGGUGGACACGAUCGGUAGACGGAGGUUCAAGGUCGUUCAGCACCGCGAGAGGGACGGCUACAACACAGCUGAUAUAGAGUACCUGGAGGAUGUGAAGGUGGAGGGUGAGGCGGAGCGUGAGCUGCAGUCUCUACAUGAUGCUGUGUACGAGCAGGCUCUGGUUUGGGUCAACUCUUUGAAGGCUGAGCAGAGACAGCGCAUCGAAGGACAUUUUGGACCCAUGCCAGAGAAGGACUCUGAACUUCAGGCCAGUCCCAACGGUCCCUCGUGGUGUUGGUGGCUACUCGCCGUUCUUCCUCUGGAGGGCCGGGCCCAGCUACCCUUCCUGGCCCUCACCUCCCUGAAGGACCGCCUCAGCGGCAUCCGGAAGGUUCUGCUCUUCAUGGCUCAGAGCAAACACCGGUGACCGGGGGACGGACCGGCCGCACGGCCUCGCCGGUUGGCGCACGGAGCCCCGCUGCCAUCAGAGAUAAAAACAAGUCGGAGGCCAACGAUGGAGAAUCCUCUGUGCUUCCGUUCCUCUUGAAGCUGACAGGGUGGAGGACGUGCCCACCUCAGCUUGGUUCAGACAGGAGGGGGAUCUGAAAACAAAAAGACUCAAAUGUCUUCAUCUGUCCAGACUUCCUCGUUGCUCCUCCUCUUUCUACACGUGUGCAGCUCGACAUGCUGGCAUUCCCCUCAGCACUGCAGAGCUGAAAAAGAAACCAGUCCCAUUUCAGAGUUCAACAUUCAUCAACACAGCAACCUUUAAAUCUGCACUCAGUUCACUCAGAUAAGCUUUAAAUAUGAUUGGUCUUAUUGAAGAAUAAACUCGUUAUAAUUCCAGACAAA
Molecule: messenger RNA, 2692 nt
Organism: Austrofundulus limnaeus
Lineage: Eukaryota; Metazoa; Chordata; Actinopteri; Cyprinodontiformes; Rivulidae
Product: LON peptidase N-terminal domain and RING finger protein 3
Exons: 12
Coding region: 147-2267 (706 amino acids)
Molecular function (GO): protein binding; ubiquitin protein ligase activity
Source: RefSeq, a predicted model, not a curated record